Venturia canescens is the source of this 1085-nucleotide messenger RNA. RefSeq names its product mitochondrial ribosomal protein S17 (gene mRpS17). The record is from RefSeq and is a predicted model, not a curated record. Gene Ontology annotation, cellular component: mitochondrial small ribosomal subunit. NCBI's taxonomy places the organism in Eukaryota, Metazoa, Arthropoda, Insecta, Hymenoptera, Ichneumonidae. The transcript is spliced from 4 exons. Gene Ontology annotation, biological process: mitochondrial translation. Gene Ontology annotation, molecular function: structural constituent of ribosome. Bases 509 to 1006 code for a protein of 165 amino acids.
GCAUAAUAUAUAUACGCCAUUGGAAUACAAUAUUUUUGUUUUCUCAUUUUAUCGACACGCGAAAAUGUACAUGUACCUGCCAGUAAAAAAGUGAUCAUCAACCGCCAAAAAAAUCAUGCAAUACAGGGUUCCAGAUAAAACCUCACGAUCAAAACUUCAAACGUCUCGUCCGUGGUUCCGUGUCCGUAUAAAAAAAUGGUGCGCAUGACAUAACCUGAAACCUGACCGAAGAUUCUGGACAGUCCCGAUCAAAAAUGUCGGAUGAUAGAUCCGAGAAAAAUUAAGUUUCAAGAUAUAAACAAAUAUUAUUACUGAUUUUCAAUAAGCAGGUAUUGAUAACGAAACUUUGAAUAUUUCUUAUAUAAAUCCACCAUAUAAAAUCAUUCUAUUUCGUGCACACAUUUAUUACACUAAAUUUUGAAUGUGAGUCAUUUGAAGAGUACUUUUUCGCGUUUUACUCGAGCUCAAAGUUACUUCAGUCUCUCUCUGACUUCGAAAAACUGCAAUUAUGGCCAGUGUGAAAACCGCGGCCACGGCGAAACAAGCGGUAAAAUAUUUCUUAGCCCAAUGUGUGCCUACAACAAGAUCUCAAACCAGCAGGUUUCGUAUAAAACUGCUCGAAUUUGAUGAAAAUCUCCGCAUGUACUUCAACAGCUACAAAUUCGUUUUCGCUUAUGAUCCACAAAAACUAUGUAAAACUGGUGAUACAGUCUUAAUUCAGAGCUUGCCUGAGAAAAUGACGAGAUUAAUAACGCACAAGGUCAUUGAAGUUGUUUACCCUUUGGGUGAUAUCACAGAUCCUAUCACAGGCAAAAAAGCUGUUGUUGGAAGAUUUAGGGAGGAUAUCAAAGCUAUAAAUGAGCUGUAUGGAGAGUCGCCAAACGCUUUUGAUUACGAUAAAGAACCACCACGGGGCAAGACCGAGGGUAAAAGAGACUUUACCCACAGAACACCAGGGGUUAAAUAUCAUGAAGAUCCUGACGAAGAUUCCAGGCACUUGAUUUAAAACGGACUACUGUGAACUAUGAAAUGAAUAAAAGUUUAUAUAUCACAAUAAGAAAAAUAAAAUAUUAAAAUUCUCAAAA